Helianthus annuus (common sunflower) is the source of this 573-nucleotide messenger RNA. Its product is annotated as chaperone protein dnaJ 11, chloroplastic. The transcript has a single exon. The record is from RefSeq and is a predicted model, not a curated record. Bases 50 to 484 code for a protein of 144 amino acids. Lineage: Eukaryota; Viridiplantae; Streptophyta; Magnoliopsida; Asterales; Asteraceae.
CACUAAACUCUAGCCAAAACAAUUGAUUCCCAAAUUCAUCUCUCUCAACAUGAUCGGAACCCUAACAACCUCAACCGGCGGCAUCUUCUUCCGACCACCACCAAUCUCAACCGGAUCCACAUCAAAAACUUACUCACUCAAAGCCGCAUUUCAUGACGUACUCGACGCGAAUCCGGCGGUCAGUUUGUACGAAGUGUUGCGAGUCGAGAGAACUGCUACACCGACGGAGAUUAAGACGGCGUAUCGGAGUUUAGCGAAGAUUUAUCAUCCGGAUGCUUCGGAUUUCAAGCAGCAAGGUAACGGUGAGCGUGAUUUUAUUGAAAUUCAUAAUGCGUACGCGACGUUGUCGGAUCCGGCGAGUCGAGCGAGUUAUGAUUUGAGGUGGAGUGGCGGAGUUAGGCGGAAGUUAGGGUUGUAUACGGUGGUUGGACGGAGGCAAGGGUUUUUUACCUGCCGGAGAUGGGAGACUGACCAGUGUUGGUAGGUUAAUUAAAUAUUCAUGUAGAAAUUGUAAGGAAGAUAAAUAACAAUAAUAACAAUAAUAAAUGAAUUAACAAAUAAAUGGUUCAUGUA